Molecule: messenger RNA, 10446 nt
Organism: Ostrea edulis (European flat oyster)
Lineage: Eukaryota; Metazoa; Mollusca; Bivalvia; Ostreida; Ostreidae
Product: protein-tyrosine sulfotransferase 2-like
Exons: 5
Coding region: 1840-2958 (372 amino acids)
Biological process (GO): peptidyl-tyrosine sulfation
Cellular component (GO): Golgi apparatus
Molecular function (GO): protein-tyrosine sulfotransferase activity
Source: RefSeq, a predicted model, not a curated record
GCAUAAUAUGGUUUUAAUUCACUUCAAGGUAUUAGCAUUAAUUAAGGUAUAAAUUUGAUCUGGUAUGCUACAGGAUCGAUUGUGUGUGAGUGAGUUUGUGUAACACUGAGCUUGUAGAUAUUCUACAGGCCACAUUUUUUGCAAUACACAUACUAAGGUACAUGUAUGUAGCGAUAAUAGAUGAGCGGAUCAUAGGAUCUAAUUUUAAUUAGAUUGCAUUUUUUGUUCAAUUGAUUUGAUACUUUUUAUGUAGCUUUUAUAGAAUUUGGGAGUCAAAGGUCAAGGUCACGACACUAUGGGACUUCAUAGAAAAAGCUUGUUAUAGUUGCUUUACAUCCAGAUUUUUUGCCCAAUUGAUUUGAUACUUCACUUGUAGCUUUGUUAUUAAAAGAUGAACCCUAUUGAUUUUAGGGUCUAAAUGUUCAGGUCACUACGGAACUUCAUAGAAAAAGCUUAUUGCAAGGGGAUAAACACUUGUGGAGCUUUUGUUUAUAACACUUUGGUUUAUCAAGUUUAUAGAUCACAUGUAUUUAUCAAGAAAAGGAGAAUAGUGAAUUUUGCAUAUAUAAUAAAACUUACAUUUUGAAAUUCACAUUGAUUUUUUGAAAAUAUAUAUUUACAAAAUAAAUCAACUCUUUCUCUUUCUUUAUAAUUACACAGUUUCAGUGCUAUGAAUUACUUUAUAAUUACACAGUUUCAGUGCUAUGAAUUACUUUAUAAUUACACAGUUUCAGUGCUAUGAAUUACUUUAUAAUUACACAGUUUCAGUGCUAUGAAUUACUUUAUAAUUACACAGUUUCAGUGCUAUGAAUUACUUUAUAAUUACAGUUUCAGUGCUAUGAAUUACUUUAUAAUUACACAGUUUCAGUGCUAUGAAUUACUUUAUAAUUACAGUUUCAGUGCUAUGUAUCACUGAUUAAAGGGGCACUUAUUUAUCUGUAAUUUUGUCACAAAAAAUUGAAUUUAAAUGAAAAUUGCUCUAUAUAAUAUAUUUUAGUAAUAACACCAGUAUUUAAUUAUUUCAAACCUUUUAUAACCUCAAAAUGGGCACAUGAAUAUGUGAUUUUGGUGAUUAUUGAUUGACUGUUUUUAUAUACAUUCCGUCGAGAAUUUUUCAGACGUCACCAGCUGUAGGUGAAGUACCACAAAUUUAUACCAAUGCUUAGCACUCAGGGCCAUAGCAGUGAGGGUUCUUUAUUGUGCCAACGCCCUCUGCGACACGGGACCUCCGUUUAUAAGGUCUUAUCUGAAAGACCCGUGAUUUUCACUUCCAAAUGCCAAGCGUUUUGCAAAGGAGCAAUCACUACCUUUAACGUCUUAGAUGAGGGUAUUAACUACAAUACAGAUGAAGAUGCCUUGAUAUGGAGACAUUAAUGGACACAAAUCUUUUUCAAGAUAUUUGUACCACAACAUCGAGAUGUGGAUCCUUUUGUGACAGAUGUUGGAUGCAACAUUAAAAUAUUGAUGAAAGUACAUGUGCAUGUACCUGAUUUUGAUUCAACAAGAGUACUUCCUGUUCAAGAGGAUUGUAGAAAUUUCAUCACAAUGGAAAAGUUGUGAAUUAUUCAUGCAAACAGUUAUAAUGGGAUUUCUUCCUUCCACAGGAAACAGACCACUGCUACAGAUGGUUUAUUGAGAAAUACUGCUGAUUAAGUCCCAACUAUUAACAGAAUACUUCUCCGUGCAAUUUUCUUUGAGGACUCUUAGGGAUUGUCAACACUGAAGAAUUGAUAAUGGCCUCACUGCAUGCACUAUAUAUACUUUCACAGAAGUAGUGGAUGAAAGCCGACUGUGUUGACAGGUGAUAUCUGUACAACGACAUGGGGGAGAUUUUUUAGCAUGAUAUCUAAACGGAGCAUGCAAAUGAAGAAUUCCAAGAAGUGUGUGUCGAUUCUGCUGUGCAUUGGCACUUUAAUUGUGUUCUACAGAGUGUUCCAAUGCAGUCGUUCACCCAAGAUGUACAUGGUUCCCAGGGAGUCAGUGAAGUAUAUCUAUGAUGAAAAGAGCAAGGCCAUACCCUAUGAUCAAAACUCCCCACUCAUCUUCAUUGGGGGCAUGCCACGCAGUGGUACCACAUUGAUGAGGGUCAUGAUGGAUGCUCACCCGGAGGUGAGAUGUGGGGAGGAGACCCGUGUGAUUCCUCGAAUUCUGGGAAUGAGGAACCACUGGCAGAAAUCCGAUAUAGAGAGGAAGAGACUUGUAGAAGCAGGAAUCAAUGAUGGUGUCAUAGACUCUGCCGUGUCUGCUUUCAUUCUGGAAAUCAUUGCCAAACAUGGUGAUGCAGCUCCUAGACUUUGCAACAAAGAUCCUUUUACCUUGAAAUCCAGUCUGUAUCUAAGUAAAUUAUUUCCCAACUCAAAAUUCAUUCUUAUGGUCAGGGAUGGUAGGGCUGUAAUUCAUUCUGUAAUCUCAAGAAAAGUGACCAUCUCGGGCUUUGACCUCAAAAGUCCAAAAAUGUGUUUAGAGAAGUGGAACACUGCCAUGGAAGUGAUGUACUCUCAGUGUUUAAGGGUAGGUCCUGUACGGUGUAUGCCAGUGUACUAUGAGCAGCUUGCCUUACAUCCAGACCUCUGGAUGCACAGAAUUCUAGACUUUUUAGACUUGCCAUGGAACAGUUCUGUGCUUCAUCAUGAAGAUUACAUAGGAAAGCCAGGCGGAGCGUCUGUAUCCAAAACAGAAAAAUCAACAGACCAAGUGAUAAAGCCAAUCAAUAUAGAGGCACUGAGCAAGUGGGUGGGAUUUUACUCGGAUGACAUUCUAGAAAACAUGGCCAAAAUUGCACCUAUGCUACAGACUUUGGGGUACGACCCAGCCAAGAGUCCACCAGACUAUGGCAAACCAGAUCCAAAAGUUGCAGACAAUACCAUGCACAUAAAACAAAACAUGGAAUACUGGCGAAAAAAGGAACAGGAAAUUCUAGUCAAAGAAAAAGUCUCUGGUCGUUCUCCCUCUCACUGAUACAGCAGAGCCAGUAAAAAUAGGAACAGUCCGUCAUCAAAUCAUGAAAAUGUAUUAAAAGAUUCUCCUCUGUAAUUGGGUGUUGAUUUUAAUGUUUAACAGAGUACAAAAUGCUAUUAUGACACACAGACCUUUAUUGAUUAGUACAUGUAUGUAGUAUAACAUUUGUCUAUUAGUCAUUUCAUUUUUGUUAGCAAAGAAUUUCUGAUAUUCUGCUCACCAACUCUUGGCUUGACUAGUUAAUGGCCAGAAUUUUAAAGUGUAUUAUAUCACUGUCGAUAGAUGUAUGAGAUAGAAUAAAGUAUCAACACUGAACCUUUAGCUGGCUGGAGUGUAUAGGAGUGGGUAUCACUUUUAAUGCUAUAUUUUCGUAGUUUGAUCGUUGUUGGAAAUAGAUGUGUAAAAACAUCCUAAAUAUAGAUGGAGUGGACAAGUGAUAGAGAUGGAAUCAAAUCUUAUCUCUAGGGGAAAAUUCCAACUUUUAAUAACAGGAUAGGCCUAGGAUUUGUGAGUAGAGUAUCAGAUCAGAAACCCUUGACUAGGGAAGUUGUGAUCAAAGCAUUACCAAGUUGUCUUUCACAGUAAAACAGUUUGGAAAUUGAUUAUACUAUACAAUUUGGACCUUCAUUGCAUUUUUUAAUGCAAGAUCAUUUGUUUAGUUUAUUUUUUUUUUAAGAGCAAAUACUUUUAGGAAAUAGUUAGGAUCAUAAGAAAUAAGGAAAAUCAAAGCUGUGUUGAAGUUGAUAAUUUGUAUUUUUAUUCAUAUUUGUUUCCCUUUUUCAUUUAUUUGGUAUUUUACAUAUUUGAAUUCUGGAUAUACAUCUAAGAUGCUUUUUCAUUAAUUGAUUUAAAACUUAUGAUAUUAAUUGUGACCAAAAUUUAACCAUAUGGAUAAAAUAGUUACCUCAUUACACACUGUAUGUGUGAUUGUGCUAAUGCUUGGACAGUUUAAUGUGUUUAAUAUGAUACUGCCUCAGUCUGUAUAUGGACUAAAUCAUGUGCACUUAAAUGUGUUGAUUUCAGUGUUGUAAGCAUCUUCGCAAGCCAAGUUUUCAAUUUGCAUACUCUUUGUUGAGAGAAAGCCAGUCGGACACUUGGAUUUUGAAGAUGUGUUUUAGAGUUCUGAUUACAGUGUUGGGGUUCUUGGUUAUUUUAUUAUAUCUCCACCAUUUUCUGGUCUCCUGAGUCACUUGGGUGAUCUAGUGUGAUUGGUGCUUGUCUGCCGUGUCAGUCAUGUGUGAACAUAUUAUCAACUUCCCUGAAAGUACAUGACCAUUUUUCAUCGAAUUUUGUGUAGACAUCUAUGGGGAAAGGAGAGCAAAAAUUGUAAAUUUCAUGGUCACUGAUCCUCAAGGGCCUAGGGGAUAUGGUUAAAACAUUAAAAAGUUAUGCAAUAUCUUUAAAAAUCCUUUUUGUCACAUAGGGACAGCAGACAAACUGUGUUUAUAGUCAUAAUAAGCAAAUAUACCUCUAUCAAAAUGAAAAAACCCAGGGGUCAAAACCUUAGAAAUUUUGCAAUCUGUAAAUUGUCUUCUCUACUCAGGAACAUCUAGCAGACAAUCUGAAUGUAAUUAUGAUGAAUAUUGAAUUCUCUACCUAAAAUUUAUAGCCUCUGUAUCAGGGGUUAUCAGGAUGAUAUAGUGGCAAUGCAAUAAUUAUCUUCUUAAACCUUACACACUUGAAAAACUAUUUGCAUGGUUAUGAAGUUGUCUACCAACUUUGUAAAUUUCAUGGCUCCUGGUUUCAGGGUUCAGGGUGGGACCAUAAGGAUCAUGUGCACAGUGAAAAUAUACUGACACACAAAAUAAAUGCAAACCCAAUUAAACAUCAGUAAUUUUUUAUUGUAAUAAUUUAGUGUUAGCAAUUUUGAAUUGAAGGGUACUUUCCUCUGAUAAGUCAAGAUUCACACUUUACAAUCUCCUCCCAAUAGAGUAUAUAGAGACAUGUUGGAUUCGCCCAAAUCCACUGCUUUGCAUGAAGCACUUAGUGGCAGAACAUCCUUAUGGCACAAAUAAACCGUGUAACAAACUCUAUGGGUUGCAGAAUUUGAGCGGCAGGAAAUGCCAACAGGACUUGUUCGUUAUUAAAAUAGGAAUUUUUCAAUGGCUACUACCUUUUAAUCUUGACAUGUUUUGCCAAAGUGAUGAUGGCUAAUUCUAAAUUCACUGUGUUAUCCAAUAGAAUAGAUGUGUAUCUUCUAUUAGUUGUAAAAAUAUUACCAAAUGCAAUAAAACAUGCUUAUAAUGAAUCCAUGCUUAUUGUGAAGUGAUAUCUAUAUGUAACAAAGUUUGGAUAUAACGAACUGUUUAUCACUGACCCUGGAGGUUCAUAUAAUCAUGUUUUACUGUAUUGGAGGUUGCAUUUCUUUUGGGUGUCAAUAUACCCAUUAUAUGUUUAAAAAAUGUCAAUUACUGAACAUCAAGGAAACAAGCUAGGUACAUAGUUCUAUUAAAAUUGGGAAAUUUUUUACCCCUGGGUCAAUGGUUCAGACUGCGAGGUGGGGAUAUAAGGAUCAUAUAGUGAAAAUAUGGCAGUCUUCUUUACUCCUGAAUGUCAAGAAUGGAGUGUGUUGUAAUAUGUGGAUGGAGACCUCUACCAAAGUUGUGAUAACCCCUGGGUUAGAGGCUCUGGCCCCAGAGAGGGAAUCUGAACUGAAAAUGCAUUGGAUCAAUAGAAAUACUAUUUAUUCUGCAAUAUCUAGCUCAUACUUUGCAGGAAGGUUGCUCAUAACAGGAUGGUGUGUCAUGAUCCAGAAUCAUGACUGAGGACACAUAAAUAUAUACAUGUAUUAGUAAUUGAGUAAUAUUAUCAGCUCAGAUUCGACACAAAGAUUGAUUGUGACCAGAAUUGAAGAAUUUAUGUCCUUUUUAUCCAUGUUCUAACUUUUGUUCUACUCUAUAAUGCUCGGGUGACCGUUAAGUCCCAUUGGCCUCUUGUUUUGUUGUGAUAAUCGGGUAGCUUAAAGUCAUUUGAUACAGUAAAACAGGGUUAUGGAGAUAAAACAAAUCCCAGAGUCAAUACUGCUUCAUUUUACAACAUUUUGUAUAUUUUAGUUUACUUUCAUGUUCAGAUUAACGAUGUCUGUUGUAAAUGUAUUUCGCUGUAGUUGUAUCAUAUUUUGAAAAGUCAGCUGGAAUCUCAAAAAACAUGCAUUAGAAUUACCAAUACAUUUGAACCAAAGAUCAUGAUUAAUUUGAUCAAUCUUAUAGAUUAUACAAUGUAUUAAUGCAAUUCAAGAACCUUUGAUUUUAAAAGACCACUAGAAUUGACAAGAUUACUGAAAUGACUAAUUUUGAAUUGCACAGGUACAAUAUAUCUAAUUAUAAUUCAGUCAGGGCUAUUGCAUGUUCGUAUAUCCUUCAGGGUUUACUGUUGUAUGAUUUUGACCUUCCAUAAAUCCAUGUUGGAUUGUAAAUCAUUUCCACAAAUGAACUUCAGGCAGGAAAUAAUGCUGUUGAUGACAAGGCUAAGCAAUGAAAAAAACUUGUAUAUGAAUAAAAGAUAACUGUCUGAACUGAUCUCUGAUGACAAUCAGGUUUAUCCCAGUGAACACUGGAAGCCAUUAACAAUUGCUUUAAAUGGUCAUGAGUUACUUUGGUCUCUUUUGGCUUCAACUUUAUUUACCUUGCAUAUCAUAUAUACAAUAAUUAGAUCAAUAUAUCAUUCAUGUUUCUUAUUCACUUAGAUAGGUCAUGUGCUUUUAAUUUGUGAAUUUUAUAUAUGCGUAGUUCAGUUAUCAUUUAGGUUCUUUUCCACAGUUGCUUGUUAAAUUCGUGUUUGAUUCAUUGAGUGGCAUUGAUGCACUAGCUAGACUAGGAAGUUUUUUGUUAUGGUUUUGUAUGAAGAUGAUAGUCCAGGGUGUUCUAGUCAUUAUUUACAACUCUUAGAAAUAGGUGCUAUAUUGAAAGUAGUCGCUGGAUGUGAUCUGUUAGACAAUCAGAAGAAAGUGGACCAGCCAUUAUGUAUCAACAAGGAAUAUUUGAUCGGGAAUAAAGUUUUGGUGCAAUAUUGUAGAAUGGUUUGUUUUAGUGCAGUCAAAUUUUGAUGAGUUAGGAAAUACGUAAGCAGUGUUUAGGGUCUUGAGUUAUUGAUGUGAAGUUCACUUUGUCUGCUCUUUGAGAAUUUGAAUUCAUACAUAUGAAUGUUUCAUAUAAACAUGGAAAUUAGGCCAGUAAGAAAAUGAACGGUUUCAAUAUGGACAUUAUCCAUGGACAAUGAAGAGGCAGAAAGUGUUGGUUGUCUCUUCAGAUACUCUUCACAUUAAUGACAUUCAUAAAUAUAACCUAAAGGUCAUGAAUUUUAAUAAAAUUAAUUUUUCAAUUGCAAGUACAUGUACAUCCCUUGGAAACAGUAAAGAGAAUGAUGUCACAAUUAUUUUUUUGUUACAUUGCUUGAGGAUUUAUAUACAUCGAGAAGUUGAGUUUGUAUUAGACUUGACAGUAGUAUGUGUUAAUACAAUGUACAAAGAGAUUAGUCCCAUCUAUACCCUAGGAAAUUGCCAAACAUUUCAAUGAUGUAAGUUGUAUUAUCCUUUUUGAUGAGUUGACCGAUUGAUUUUUAUUAGUAGGAAUUUUUACAUGCAAUAUGUACAUGAUGCUGUGUAAUAGGACAUUUGUCACUAUCCAUCCCUGUUAUUUUAUAUGUACAUGAUGCUGUGUAAUAGGACAUUUGUCACUAUCCAUCCCUGUUAUUUUUAUACGAUGCUUUACACACACACAUCUUUCUAAAUUCACCUUCAUCGUAUGGCUUUAAUCACAUUGUUUUCUUCAUUUUAAUUUCACACACACACUCAAAAAAAUUCAGUGUGAAAAUUUCACAAUACAUUAACAUGCAGUUAAUAUGUAGAAUUAAGAAUGAAAGCAGUUCUUACCAGAGAUUCUAAAAACAUAUUUGACCACCUGAAUGCCCUUCUGUAAGAAUUAUGUUGAGUGUAUGAUAAAGUAUGAUUAUGGUAAAUAUCUUGCCACCCGUAUCUUGAGAUUAUUAUUCACUGUAGAAUAAUGUUUAUAUGUUGUCUACACAGUAUUCAACACAACAAAACUAAGGAAUCUAAUGAGUUAUAUGUCAAAGAAAGCAAUGAAUAUACCAAAGGUCCUCUGUCUAAUUUACUAUGUUUUUCUCUAAGUUUUAUUUGUAUUCUGUAUACAUGUGUAUUGGGUACUGAAGCUCGCAUGGGGUUAUAUAUAUAAUCACAAAUCCAUUUAUGAAUGUUUCCAUUGUUUUUAUAUCAUGUAAUACAAUAAAUAGAACAGACAUUUAUGCACAUGGAAUCUAAGAUCCUGUACCCCCCUCCCAAAUAAUUUCCAUUAUUAUUACAUGGAAUGUUAAUUAUUUUCACAUUUCUACAAUUUGCUUGUCAUGAAUUAAGAAUUUGAAAUCUAAACAGUUGUGAAACCUACUUUUCCACCACCACUCCCUCCUUUCCCCAACUUUUAUAACCAUAGCUACAAGCCUGGACUCAAUUUGUUUUAGUAUGGAUUGACACUUGUCUAAACUGAAGACAUGCAUAGAAGUACCUGUGCCUGAAAUAUGGAGUAUUCUUAUGCAUUUCUUUACAUGUUCAGGCUGUAUGUGUACACUACGCUUCUCUGUGGGCCCAAAUUAGUUGAAUAAAGUAUUCUAUUCUAUGUUUAUGUAAUUCAUGAAAUUGUAUUUAAAAAAUAUUUUGCAGUUAAGUUUGGUGUAGAAAUAUACCGAGUUAUAUGCAUGUACUCCGGUCAUUAUUAAUCUGUGUUACACAGUGCCAAUUCUUUAUAGUUGAACAUUUUAAAAUGUCUUUGUGAUUGUGCUUGAUACACUAUGAACAAAACUUUCUUCAUUUUCAUACAAUACAUUUUUGUAAUGAGGAAUCCUUGUCAAACACCGAUAUCUAAAGUUUCAAACCUGGUUAACCACCUGACAUGUGUUUUAUUGUAUAUUUACAAUCAAGUUUGAAGUGACCACUUCACUUUUUAUUAUUUUCCUUCAGAAUGUAUAAAAUCUUGACAAGUUAUACAUAUUUGUUUCACAUUUCCAGCUCUUGUUUUACUUACCAAAUGCUAUAUUUUCACUUCGCUUGCCUUUUUAUUGAGCUGUUAUGUUUCACCUGUAGAGUUUGACAGGCAGCGAUCACUUUAUUACAAUGUUUCUUCAUCUCUCUGGUUGCAAUGACAUUUUAUGAUAAAAUGCUUGUAAGUUACAUGUGUUACUAUAGAUUAUAAUGUUGAUAGAGUGAAGACAGUUUAUCAGAUCCAAUAAACCAUCUGAAAUAAUGGUGCACAUGACUUGCUAUGAUGUGAUUUAACAAAAUAUGUUUAUGAAACAUUAUGCCCUCAUCUGUGGCCAUGCAACUCAAAUUGUAGUAAAAUUUGACCUUGAAUGUGACAAUAUACCUAUCAUGCCCUUCAUAUAGCUUUCAAUUCAUGGAGUGUGAAGUCUAAAUGUUUGACAAGUGAUGACUAGUGUUAAAGUCAUUGAUAGAUCAACAGACAGACCAAAAAAUAUGUACCCCAUUCAUCAAUCUCAAUAGAAAUAUAGAUUAUAAAAUUAUAUAUAAUGCUACAACAUUGUAUAUUGGUCCCAAUUCGGGACAUCGUUUUUAUAUACAUGUAUACACUUAUCAGAUAUUAAUAUCACAAUUAAACUUUUUGAAUAUUAAGAGCUAAACAAAACAAUACAAUAUACAUGUAAUGAAUUACGAUGUUGAAUAUUUACUGCAGCUUUUACAGAAUGAUAAUGAAUUCAUAAUGAGAUUGGGAUGGAGGUUUUUUCCACGCUUUGCUAGGCUAUACUUUUAAUGUAGUUCCACCCUCCUUUGAUGUCAUGAUUUUUGCAAAAUCAAUGGUAUUAUUUUUUUUAUUUUAAGAUUUAUGCAUGAUAGGAACAUAAAUUUUGUUUUAGUCUUUUCUGAUGGUUAUUGUAAAAAAAAAAAAAAAUGCUAGCAUAAGAUGAUGUGUUUCAAAAUAUUUAAUCCAAGGACAAUAACUCAGUUUUCAUUGAAUUCUUUAUUAAGUCCAUAAUGUGAUAGGUUUUCUUUAUUUUUCAUUAAAAAAAAAAUUAUGCUUUUCUAAAGAAACAGUUUUAUGAAUUUAUUAUGAAUACUAUUAUACUGCUAUAAACAGGUUUUUUUUAUUUUUUGAUAGUGCUGUUUAAGGCUGAUGUUGAUACAUGAUUUUCUUUAUGGAUGUCUCACAUCUUAAGUCUGAUGACCUAUAUAUCUGAUUUGAUAGCUUAUUAGUUUUAACUCUAAUAAAUUGAAAUAAAUAUACUUUCUAUACUUUUAUCGGAUAAUAAUGCGAGUUUGGAGUUACCUUAAAUCAUAUACCUACUAGGUAUUCUGAGUGGUUUGUUUGGCAUCUACAAUGUAGUUGAUUUUUUAUUUCAGAAAAACUAAGAUAUUAUUGAAGAUUUUGUAUCUUGGUGACUGUUUACAUUAUUUUCAAUAUGGUGAAACUGUGGUUUAUAUUAUACAAUGUGAAGGAUGUGAUGUCAAUAAAUGUGUAAACCUUU